Molecule: messenger RNA, 1043 nt
Organism: Stereum hirsutum FP-91666 SS1
Lineage: Eukaryota; Fungi; Basidiomycota; Agaricomycetes; Russulales; Stereaceae
Exons: 5
Coding region: 152-775 (207 amino acids)
Source: RefSeq, a predicted model, not a curated record
UGCUUUUGAUCUUCACCAUAACCCAUCUUCACCCAUUGUAACUUUCUUCUGAACUUGUAGUCAAAGGAACAGGCCUCAGGCCUCUAAAGCUUUCAUAGCUUGCUUCGCCCACAGUAAAACCCUACCAAACGCCCGUCGACGACCGUGACAGAUGGCUCAAUACGUCCCGAAAUGGGCGGCGGGCUCGCACUACGGCCCCGUCCUGACCCAAACAGACCUUUACCUCCUUGCGAGCGCACAGCCGCUAGAGCUGCAGAUUAACCCUAUUUUGACGAAAUCGAGCCCCGAUUUCAGUCUGGUGUUUAAUCUUUGUACUGGCUCCACCGGCGGCUUCAGCGAAUCCGCAGACCGCGACCUCCCCUUCACCGCCGUCCACGAGCCGGCCACCCUCCCCCGCGUACAGGAAAUCGUAAUCAUAAGCGAACAUUCGCCCUGGUGCACGAUCGUGAAGAAUGAAGAUGGGGUGACAUUGGGGGAUAUAUGUAAUCAGAUGUGGAAGGAUUACACCGAACAUACCAUCACCGAAGGAGAGUUCACUGCCCUCCCGCCACGAUUGCAGGAGACGGUUAAACGUGCGAAUGCUGUCAAUGGAGGUUGGGGCGGGCCUGGGCAGUUUUAUUCGCCGGCGCCGAAUCCGGGGAGGUAUAAGAGAGUUGAUUGGCUCCGCGACAGACUCUUCUUCGAAUCGAUGGGUAGGGACCAGGGCGAUUAUAUCAAGUCACGAUUGGGGUAUAACGCCCCGAAUAUAUUCGUGGUGAAGUUGACGGCCUUCUGAGCGUGCGUGCCAGGAGGGAGGAGGGUGGGAGGGAGUGUGCGUUUGUGUAUUUGCUGUGUCGUGAAGCCCCCCAGACUGUAGAGGCUCGCUCACAGUCUAGUGCUUGGUGUCGUAGAGUCGUGGUUGUCGCAGAGUCGUGGGUGUCGUAGAAUUGGUGGUCGUGGUGGACGGAUGGAUGGAAUUGUUGUAUGCUUUCCCCCGAUGUAUUUCAUCCCCCGAUUGUUGUUGUCGUCGCUGUAUAUCUACCCUUGCGUUCUAUCUCGUUUCA